AUGCAGAUGACCCCUGGUAGCAUCACCAGUGACUUCGAGGCGACGCUAAUCAAGGGCAUCCGUGACCAAUUCCCAAGAACGUCUCUGAUUGGCUGUUUAUUCCAUUGGAAGCAAGCGAUUCGUCGAAAAUUGAUCGACCUCAGAAUUCCGGCCAAUCAGAUUUCUGAGGCUAUGUGUCCGGGGGUCAUCGACGUUUUGACAGUUAUACCAAUUGACGAGAUCCGAUGCAAGGGGAUUCCGUACGUGAUGUCAAUCGUCAAAACUAAGGGAGCGGCUCGCAUUUGGACCGGUUUCUGGGACUACUUCGUGCGGACGUGGAUGACGAUGUUCCCUCCCUCGCUUUGGAACGUCAACAGCUACAUUGAGCAGGAGGUGGAAAUGCACAACCGCACCAACAACCCAAUUGAGAGCUACAAUCGC
Messenger RNA from Phytophthora sojae, 420 nucleotides. RefSeq lists its product as hypothetical. The transcript has a single exon. NCBI's taxonomy places the organism in Eukaryota, Oomycota, Peronosporomycetes, Peronosporales, Peronosporaceae. The record is from RefSeq and is a predicted model, not a curated record. The annotation marks the transcript as partial.